Molecule: messenger RNA, 1690 nt
Organism: Momordica charantia (bitter melon)
Lineage: Eukaryota; Viridiplantae; Streptophyta; Magnoliopsida; Cucurbitales; Cucurbitaceae
Biological process (GO): transmembrane transport
Cellular component (GO): membrane
Molecular function (GO): transmembrane transporter activity
Source: RefSeq, a predicted model, not a curated record
AUCUUUCUUUCCAAUCCCCAAAAUUCAAUUCCCACUUCCAAUCCCACCCUUUUUCGAUCAGUCACUUCCAAAUUCUGAAUUAUUAAAUUCCUCUCUCACUCUCUCUCUGCUCUCUCUCUACUCUCUCUCCUACCCCAGUAAGGUAAAACGUCUCUUUAUAUAUAGAGUGAAGAACCAAAGUUCCUUUUCCAUGAACAGCUCGGAAAUCAGCAUAAUUUUGCUUGCAUUUUGAUGCUCACUAGCACGCUCAAACGGCUGUAAUCACUCGUCCUCAGCCGUCGCUUUCCGAAUAAAAUUCUGUUCGUUCUAUCCGAAUUCUUCAAAUUAUUGGAUUCCGAAUAGGAACUCUAUUUGGGUCUGUUUCAGAUUGUCGUCUUAUACACUCUGGCAUCUGGGUUCUGUAAUUGGUACCCAAAUUUUAGGUUACUUUUUUCUUUCUCUCUGGGCUGUGAGAUUUGUCUGUUCUAAUUGUCUUUGAGCGUCGGAAACGAGAAGAUAAUGAGGAGUUUCAAGGAUUUUUGCACAAAAAAGACCCUAAUAGCUCUUGGGUUGGGGCAAUUUCUGUCUCUUCUUAUCACUUCCACAGGCUUUUCGUCCUCUGAACUCGCCAAAAGAGGAAUUAAUGCUCCAACUUCACAGUCCUUUAUAAACUAUGUCCUCUUAGCAAUUGUUUAUGGAAGUGUAGUGCUAUACCGUAAGAAAGCACUCAAGGCAAAAUGGUACUUCUACAUUCCACUAGGCUUGAUAGAUGUAGAAGCCAACUACCUUGUUGUGAAGGCCUAUCAGUACACAUCUCUAACAAGUGUCAUGCUGUUGGAUUGUUGGACAAUCCCUUGUGUCAUGCUGCUAACCUGGCUUUUCCUGAAAACAAAAUAUAGAUUCAGGAAGAUAGCGGGUGUUAUUGUUUGUGUCGCGGGCCUUGUCACGGUCAUUUUUUCCGACGUUCAUGCUGGUGACCGAGCUGGAGGAAGCAGCCCGCUUAAAGGGGAUGCUCUUGUUAUAGCUGGUGCUACCCUUUAUGCUGUUACUAAUGUCAGCGAGGAAUUUCUGGUGAAGAAUGCUGAUAGAGUCGAGCUAAUGGCGAUGUUGGGCAUCUUUGGUGGCAUCAUCAGUGCCAUCCAAAUAAGCAUAAUUGAGCGGAAGGAGUUAAAAUCCAUUCGAUGGACAGCCGGAGCAGCUCUUCCUUUUGCUGGAUUUUCUGUGGCUAUGUUUCUGUUCUACUCAUUCGUCCCGGUAUUGCUUCAGAUUAGCGGAUCCACAAUGUUGAACCUGUCUUUACUGACCUCGGACAUGUGGUCGGUUGUGAUCCGUAUUGUCGCUUAUAAUGAGAAGGUUGAUUGGCUUUACUACUUGGCCUUUGCUGCUGUUAUCAUUGGACUCAUCAUUUAUUCAGUGGGCGAGAAAGAAGAAGCUCAAAGUCGAGCUGACGUUGCCGAUGAAGAAGCCGAGCAUGGCAAACAAGUUCCAUCGAGAAACCGGGAUGAAGGAACUUCGUCGGCCAGCAGUUCGAAGAUCUGAGAAGGAUAGGAAGAAUGAAAAGUUUAGGAAGAAAUAAGAUGAAUUAGAAAGAGGUAUCUAUUAGAGUUCACUUAUUUUUUGCUUAGCCUUUUGAUGGGCUCUCAUUGUUCAACUUCUUACUGCCAAUAAAGUAAUUAGUAAUGGAAAUUUUUGGUUUUCUUUGUGCUCUUCA